GUCCAUGUUGUUAAACGCAGACCCGCCCGAAGGGCCUCUGGUUGGUGAUAUUCCCCAAGAAUAUCAUAAACUUUUUUGUUACGACUAUAAUCUACGAGAGGAGAAAUAUUUUUUAGGGGUAAAG
Molecule: messenger RNA, 124 nt
Organism: Scutellospora calospora
Lineage: Eukaryota; Fungi; Glomeromycota; Glomeromycetes; Diversisporales; Gigasporaceae
Source: the annotation of a GenBank genome assembly